GACAAAAAAUGGAACACACCAGCAGUGUGAGGAGACCUGAAAGUGGCACAUGGCAGCAAAGUGUGGCGAUGGAGACUGCAGCAAUGGGAGGCGUACAGGGACCCAUGAGAGACUCUGGACCUGGCAGCAGCAUGAGGAGGCGGUACAGGGGCCCAUGGCAGAUUAGGGGCCUGGCAGCAGCUAUGGGAGGCCCGUAAUCUGCCAGCACCCUAUGACAAAAAAUGGAACUCAGACACCAGCAGUGUGAGGAGACCUGAAAGUGGCACAUGGCAGAGUGUGGCGAUGGAGGGACAGCAGCAAUGGGAGGCCGUACAGGGACCCAUGAGAGACUCUGGACCUUGGCAGCAGCAUGA
Messenger RNA from Staurois parvus, 353 nucleotides. Lineage: Eukaryota; Metazoa; Chordata; Amphibia; Anura; Ranidae. The record is from the annotation of a GenBank genome assembly.